AUGAAUGCAUUUCGACCCUUCUUUCGCCAGGGUGCCGAUUGGGCCUUUGUAGGACAUAGCUCAUCCUUCCCAGACAUCGGGGCUGAUGACGCUGGCAACCUCUCGAAAUUUCGGCAGUGCAAGUCCAAGUCAAUACCGGGGUGCAAAGCCUUUCACGUUUCAAAAGAGAAUAGCUCCAAAUCAGAAGAAGUUCCUGUUGGAGAUGAUGCCCUCGCGGGCGAGUUGACGGAUCAAGUUCUUGUCUUCCAGUACAAGGGCAAAUUCCAUGCCGUCGAUCAUUCGUGCCCGCAUUCCUCAUACCCUUUGUCGCAAGGCACGCCGUUCGAUAUUGAAGACUUUGGGAUGGUUCUUAGCGCUGGGUUGACUUGUCCCAAGCAUGGUUGGUCAUUCGACGUGUUUUCUGGAAUGUCUGAUAGAGGCUCCUAUAGACUCAAGGUGUGGGAAGUCCAACUACGAGAUAUGACAAAGACGGAGACCUCUCACGCUACUGAGAAGGCAGAGAGUGUCGCAGAAGUAGUAGAUAAAGAGGUAUGGGUGAGGAGGAAACAAAGAAUCGGCUAG
This is a messenger RNA of Fusarium keratoplasticum, 561 nucleotides long. Its product is annotated as Rieske domain-containing protein. Bases 1 to 561 code for a protein of 186 amino acids. Gene Ontology annotation, molecular function: 2 iron, 2 sulfur cluster binding. The transcript has 2 exons. The record is from RefSeq and is a predicted model, not a curated record. Lineage: Eukaryota; Fungi; Ascomycota; Sordariomycetes; Hypocreales; Nectriaceae.